Sipha flava (yellow sugarcane aphid) is the source of this 858-nucleotide messenger RNA. RefSeq lists its product as uncharacterized. Bases 20 to 841 code for a protein of 273 amino acids. The record is from RefSeq and is a predicted model, not a curated record. NCBI's taxonomy places the organism in Eukaryota, Metazoa, Arthropoda, Insecta, Hemiptera, Aphididae. Gene Ontology annotation, molecular function: protein dimerization activity. The transcript has a single exon.
UUUGUUUUUUUUUUUAAUUAUGUGGGAUAAAAUAUUAAAUCAAAUUUCUCGUGUGAAUAAAGUUUUACAAAGCUCAACUAUUACCAUUGGUCAGGCCUCAAAAAUGUUUAUUUCAUUAAAUACUUUUCUUCAAGAAAUGCGUGACAGUGGAACUGAAGAAAUUAAAACCGAAACGAUAAGCAUUUGUGAAAAAUUUAGUAUAAAAUCAGAAUUCAAAAUAAAACGAAAAAUAAAAAUUAAAAUCACAAGUGGAGGGAGGUCAACAAGUGAAGGUUUUUCUGCCGAUCAAUUAUUAACAUUAGAAUAUUACAAAGUUCUUGAUAAUAUGAUAGCUGAAAUUAAAUGGCGUUUUGAAAAAUUAUCCAUUAUUUCUAAUGAUUUUGAAUUUCUUUCCGGCCAUUCACUAUUUGAAACGCCUGUUGAAAUGAUGAAAAAAUGUGCAGCUGACUUGGCAAUAAAAUACGAUGAAGAUAUAGGUCCAGAAAUCAUUAACGAAAUAGAAUUUUUUAAAUAUCAAGCAAAAGUAAUACUACCAGAUGUGCAAAAUGCUACUUUUUUAAAUAUUUUAAAUGCAAUAAAAUCAUGUAGACUUGACUCAACAUGUCCAAACAUGGUGAUUGCAUUCAGAUUGUACCUUACCAUGCCUGUUACUGUGGCAACUGGAGAACGUUUCUUCAGUAAGUUAAAAUUAAUCAAGACAUACUUACGAUCGACCAUGUCCCAAGAAAGACUAACUAACUCGGCAAUAUUAUCAAUAGAAAAUAAAACAACACAAAAAAUCGACUUUGAAGAUGUUAUUGAAGAUUUUGCUUCAAUCAAGUCCAGAAAAAUUAAAUUUUAAAUAAUACAAUAACAAUA